AUUUAUUUUAAAAUUUGUAGCCUAAUCUCUAUACUCGAAAAUACAUCGAUAUACCUCAGUGUAUAAGUAUUUAUGCGAAAUAUAACGCAGUAGACUUAAAAACGUCAUAGUCGAAGCGAAAAGAAAGUAGUCUUCAGUCUGACUCUGCACUUAACUGACGUGCGUGAGAUGGAGUCGUUGAAUUUAGUACUUUGGACCCUCAUUAUUGGGGCACUGGGUGUCCUACUAUUUCUCUUCUUCAAAGUAAAUUUUUGGAAACGAAAAAAAAUUCCUCACCUUAAACCUGUUCUGCUAUUUGGCAAUACUGCUCCAAUUUUUUUUCAAACGAAACCUAUUGGUCAAUUUGUCGCUGAUCUUUAUAAUAGUUUUCCAAAUGCUAAAUAUUUCGGAAUGAUGGACAUUCACAAACCAGUGGCGGUUAUUCGUGAUCCCGAAUUAAUCAAGGAAAUUUGUGUGAAAAAUUUUGAAAAUUUCAUCGAUCAUCAAUCGUUUAUCGAUGAAACAAUGGAUCCUAUUUUUGGGAAAAAUGUAUUUUCCCUAAAAGGUGAGCGUUGGAGGGAAAUAAGAAAUACACUAAGUCCAGCGUUUACGGUAACAAAAAUGAAAUUUAUGUUUGAAUUAAUUGAAAAGUGUGCUGAAAAUUUUGUGCAAUAUUAUUUAAAACAUCCAAAAGAAACGGAAUUAAUUGAAUCUGAGGACGUAUUUAUGAGAUAUACCAAUGACGUAAUUGCAACGAGUGCAUUUGGAAUAAGUGUUGACUCUCUAAAAGAUAGAAAUAAUGAAUUUUAUCAACGAGGUAAAGAUGCCACGUCAUUUGGUAAAGGAUUGCGUGCUUUUAAAAUUUUAAUUUUUCGUAUUUGUCCACAAUUUAUGAAAUUAAUUGGCGAACCAUUUCUAUCACGAUCUACUGAUCAAUUUUUUAAGAGAAUCAUUCGUGAAACUGUGAAAAUUCGAGAGGAAAAGAAAAUCAUUAGACCUGAUAUGAUUCACUUACUAAUGGAAGCCAGAGACAAAAACAAUGGUGUUGAAUUAACAAUCGAUGAUAUUAUUGCUCAAUGUUUUGUUUUUAUUUUGGCAGGCUUUGACACAACUACAACGGCAAUGUGUUUUAUUGCUCAUGAAUUGGCAAUGAAUUCUGAAAUUCAGGACAAAUUACGCAAGGAGAUUGACAGUUUUAUAAAAAAUAAAGAGGAAAAAAUAACCUACGAAACUCUAUCAAAAAUGAAAUAUCUCGAUAUGGUUAUUUCGGAAGGAUUAAGAAAAUAUCCACCAGGACCAUUUGCAGACAGAGUAUGCAUUAAAAAAUAUACUUUACCAAAAGCAACAGCAGACAGCGAAGAAUAUACAGCUGAGGCAAAAUCUGUUAUUUGGAUUCCCAUUCAAGGACUUCAUUACGAUUCGAAAUAUUAUCCCGAUCCUGACAAAUUUGACCCGGAAAGAUUUAACGAUGAAAAUAAGGAGAAAAUUCAUCCCUAUGCGUAUUUACCAUUUGGUGUUGGUCCAAGAAAAUGCAUUGCCAAUAGGUUUGCAUUAAUGGAAAUAAAAGUUUUGUUCGUUUAUAUUUUGAAGAAUUUCAUUUUGGAAAAGUGUGCGAAAACAAAACAUCCAAUAGAAUUUCAAAAGGGUUUUACUGUUGCUGCCAAAGGUGGUUUAUGGUUUAAAUUAAUAAAAAGAAAUAACUGAACAAAAAAAGAAAUUUUUUUUGUAAUUAUUAUUUUAAUUACCAGUGUCGUUUGAUAGGAAAGCAGUAUUAAAUUGUCAAAGGCUUUGAAUGCGAUUGAAAAAAAGGCUUUAAAAAAACAAAAGUUUAUGCUUGAGUUUAUCAAUCGUUCGUCUUUAAAUAAUAAGAUGUAAAGAUAACGUUACUUUGAGUCAAGGAAAAAAAAGAAAACAUUCGCAACAGUAAAAUGUACAACUCUCAUUAUGGAGUUUUAUCUCUAUGAUAAUAUUUAAUAAUAACAAUAAUAAUAAUAAAUAAUAGUAAUAAAAAUAAUAAAUAAUAUAAUAUUUUAAUUAAUAAUUAAAUUAUUUUUAUUCUUUGAGAUUGAUUUUUCAUAUAACUGAAAUAUUAUGUUUUUAGCCUUGAGCUAAUAUUGAUCAGAAUUAAUCCAAUAUUUAGCCAAUCGUCAGACUUGGUAAUUUCCCA
This is a messenger RNA of Leptopilina boulardi, 2146 nucleotides long. RefSeq names its product cytochrome P450 9e2-like. The coding region runs from base 169 to 1683 and encodes 504 amino acids. NCBI's taxonomy places the organism in Eukaryota, Metazoa, Arthropoda, Insecta, Hymenoptera, Figitidae. The record is from RefSeq and is a predicted model, not a curated record. Gene Ontology annotation, molecular function: heme binding; oxidoreductase activity, acting on paired donors, with incorporation or reduction of molecular oxygen; monooxygenase activity. The transcript has a single exon.